AUUUAAGUUGGUAGUUGAAAAUAUUUAGUUUCUUAACUUGAUAUAUAAAAGAAUAAAAAAAUGUCUUCCGCAAGCCACAGAUAUUAGCUUAUUUCAAAGAAUAUACGGAUUGGUCGCUUAUUUCGUUUUUAAAGUUUAGAAAAUACGCCAAUAACUUCACAGAUAAAGCUACUGAACAUUUUAAUGCAGAACAGCACUCGAAAGAAUUAUUUUUUAUAUGAUUCAAAUCACGUUAAAGCUAAGGAGGGUCUCAUUAGUUUUGAAUAUUUACUAAUAUUAUUUUUAUUUGGGGACGAGAAAUCAUCCAAGCCAGUAGAGAAAUUUUGGAUAACAACCAAAAUGGAACCUACCAAGUUGGAUUAUUCUAUGUACGCGUUGAAUCAAACCAUUCAUGAAAAAAAAGAGUUGUUCAGUUACCAAAAUAAUAAUUCUGAUGAGAAUCCGAAGUCACUGGAUUAUGAUCAUGAUGAAAGUGAUGAGAUAGAUAAUUUCUUUAAAAGUUCCUCCGAAAAAAAAUCGUCCAGUCUGUUUUUGCAAAAAACGGACAACUCAUCCAAGAAACGGCGGAAACCAAGCAAUGAACGGGGUUCCAACGGAGCGGAUGGCGAGAAAGACAAGGCUUACAACUCACUUCCCUUCAUAAUACAAGCGAUAUCGAAAGUCAGAAUCCUUCACCAUUGUUGAUAUCAUCACAGCUUGAAGAUUUUCGGGAAUCCCACAAAAUUCUUUUCGAAUAUUGUGAACGACUGCAAGUUGAAUCACUUUUACAUUCAUGAGUUAUUGAUCUUGACGAUCGGGAAGCAAAGUCGUUAUUUACAACCGAAGAAUGGAAUGAAAUCAAGCGUGCAGUCAAAAAAUUUCCAGAGGUUAAUCAUAAUUUUGCAGAUUCUAUGAUGCGAUUUUCGAAUGUUAAAACAACAAAUGAUCUGAGGCGAGUCUUAAAAACAACAUCCUUUCUAAAUGAGAACAUUGUAAUAUUUUUCUAAGUAAAUCAAUAUAUUAGUUAUUAUUACAUUAAUAAAAAGGAAACAAAUAAAUACUUCUUAGUUCUUACCAAAUAUUUAUUGAACUUCUAAAACUC
Rhizophagus irregularis DAOM 181602=DAOM 197198 is the source of this 1081-nucleotide messenger RNA. RefSeq lists its product as uncharacterized. The record is from RefSeq and is a predicted model, not a curated record. NCBI's taxonomy places the organism in Eukaryota, Fungi, Glomeromycota, Glomeromycetes, Glomerales, Glomeraceae.